Molecule: messenger RNA, 1413 nt
Organism: Ogataea philodendri
Lineage: Eukaryota; Fungi; Ascomycota; Pichiomycetes; Pichiales; Pichiaceae
Exons: 1
Coding region: 1-1413 (470 amino acids)
Biological process (GO): ammonium transmembrane transport
Cellular component (GO): plasma membrane
Molecular function (GO): ammonium channel activity
Source: RefSeq, a predicted model, not a curated record
AUGAAAGACUCCUUAACUGAGGACAUCACUGCUGACUAUGACAAGAGCGAUAUGGUCUGGGUCAUGGUCAGUGGUAUUCUUGUCUGGAUUAUGAUUCCCGGCGUUGGUUUGUUGUAUUCUGGUUUGUCCAGAAAGAAGCAUGCUCUUUCUCUUUUGUGGGCUUCCUUGAUGGCCAUCUGUUUAGUGAGUUUCCAGUGGUUCUUCUGGGGUUACUCUUUAACCUUCGGUACUGGUUCUUCUGUCUUCUUGGGUUCUCUCGAUAACUUCUGUUUGAUGGAGGUCUUGGGAGACAACAACGCUGCUGCUGCUCUUCCUGAUAUUGUCUUCUGCUUUUUCCAAGGUAUGUUCGCCAUGAUUACCGGAUGCAUCAUGCUCGGUGGUGCUUGCGAGAGAGCUAGACUGGGACCUAUGAUGGUGUUCUUGUUCUGCUGGAUGACCGUUGUCUACUGCCCAGUUGCUAUGUGGACAUGGAACGCCAACGGAUGGCUUGCUACCCUGGGUGCUUACGACUUUGCUGGCGGAGGACCAGUCCACCAAGCUUCGGGUUUCGGUGCCCUUGCUUACGCCCUGAUUUGCGGUAAGAGACACGACCCUGUUGCUGGCUCCGGCUUGCCAAAGUACAGACCUCACUCUGUCACCAGUGUUGUUUUGGGAACUGUGUUCCUGUGGUUCGGAUGGUUUGGAUUCAACGGUGGAUCCUCGGGAGAUGCCACCGUCAGAGGUUUCUACGCCUGUGUGAACACCAACUUGGCUGCUGCUUGUGGUGGUCUUGCUUGGAUGUUCCUUGACUACUUCAGAUGUGGCCGCAAAUGGACCACUGUCGGAAUGUGCUCAGGUGCUGUUGCCGGUCUGGUUGGUAUUACCCCAGCUGCCGGUUUCGUCCCAGUCUACUUCGCCGUUCCAAUCGGUGUCUUGACCGCCUUUGCCUGUAACUUCUCCGUCGACAUCAAGAACCUCAUUGGUAUUGACGAUGGUUUGGACGUCUGGUGUCUCCACGGUGUGGGAGGAUUCACUGGUUCUGUUUUGACUGGUCUUUUCGCUGCCGACUACAUCAUUGCUACUGACUUCAGUGCCAGCGGUGCUGGUGGAUGGCUCAACCACCACUACAAGCAGCUCGGAUACCAAUUGGCUGCUUGCUGUGCUAUCGACCUGUGGUCUUUCGUUGUCACCUCCAUCUUGUUGCUUGUCUUGAACAGAAUUCCAUUCUUCAAGAUCAGAUUGAGUGAGGAAGAGGAGGAACUUGGAACCGAUGCUGCGCAGAUCGGUGAGUUCACUUACCAAGAUUCCAGAGUGUACAUUCCAGAACCAGUCAGAUCUAUCAAGAGCAUUUCUGGUGCUAAAACUUCCAAGUCCAACGAACUUGACGCCGACGCCGUCCCAUACCCAAAGGACGAGGAGAAAGUUGACGUUUAA